Varanus komodoensis (Komodo dragon) is the source of this 817-nucleotide messenger RNA. Its product is annotated as bMERB domain-containing protein 1-like. The record is from RefSeq and is a predicted model, not a curated record. Bases 108 to 689 code for a protein of 193 amino acids. The transcript has 7 exons. Lineage: Eukaryota; Metazoa; Chordata; Lepidosauria; Squamata; Varanidae.
CUAGCUUCCUGGCAAGUGGUUUUCCUUAGAAGUGCUCCGCAGAGACUUCUGACGAUUAAAACAAAAAGAAAAAAGGGGGAUUUUAAAAACCAAAGCAAGGGGUGAGGAUGGAAAAGGAGAGCAAAGCAUCCACCCAGUAUGGAUCCCUGGAGUCAACCAAGUGGACAGCAGUCAGUUCGGGCACAGAGGAUGAAAUAGUAUGCAUGGCUGACUCCACAGCUACCAUUGAUGACAUUGAAGGAGAGCUUUUCAAAAUUGAGAGGAUUCGGGAAGUCCUGGUGCGGAGAGAGUCAGAGCUGAGAUACAUGAUGGAUGAUAUCCAGCUUUGUAAGGAAAUCAGCAGGUUGAAAAAGGAACUGCAGAAACUGAUUGCACUGCCUGAGAAUAAAAAAUCAAAAGAAGACAAGCAACAGGAGGAAGAGCUAGUGCAGCAGAUUCACAAACUCGUGGAGACUCGGGAUUUCCUUGUGGAUGAUGUGGAAUUUGAAAGGCUCAGAGAACGAGAAGAAGACAAGGAAAUGGCAGAGUUUUUGAAGACCAAGCUGUCUAAAACCUGCCUUCUGAAAACAGCUCCUGUAAAAGAGAAGAAGAUGACGUCAAGGGGACAACAGACCUCUACACCAUAUGUCACGAAGACAGGCCUCACCCUGCUGAAAGAGUGCUGCGGCUUCACCUGCUCAGUCAUGUAGGCUGGGGCUGUUGCCCAAAUCCCUUCCCCCAAACACAAGAUGCAGCUAGAGACCACCAGUGUAGUUUUGAAUAGGCCGUGGUUCCCACAAGGAGCUCACAAGUGCUGAAGAAUUCAGUCUACGUUGCU